AUGUAUUGGGUUGCGGCUGCUAGCCAGGGCAACGGCGACCUUCUCGUGGACGCAUGGACAAGCAUCACAAGGCAUGUGACCAACAUCCAUGAAGGCCACCCGGGAUUGUACACAAGGUGCUUCCAUGAUCCCCUUGAGGAACGCGAAUGGCUGGAGCCAGGCACACCUGCUCAUGCAAGGUUCCAGGAUGUUACGACGAGGAAGCAGCUGCUGAACGACCUGCGGCAGCUCUCCCCAGACACGCAGACAUAUGCGCUGGAAUCAUUUCAUAGCGUGUUGAACGGCUUUGCAGCCAAGGCGUUCGCCUUCAGUACAGGAGGCAUGCUUGCCAGGACACGUCUGGCAGCCCUGCACUUUAAUGAGAACAGUGACAGGGAGCAGGCCACAACCCAAGCAGGGGACUUGCAGUGGAAAUUCAGGUCUCCCAAGGCCAGGAAAGGGCACCAUGACGUCAAUCCCAGGCUGACACCAACCACAUAUGAGUAUGUCACAAAAUUUCUGGUCAAGUCUGUGACACUCUGCGAGACGGCGCCGCCCCUGAGAGAAGCUUUCCAGCUCGAUGCGGCCACACCACGACAACCCUGCAUGAGCCAUGGCUUCGUCAGGCCAGCAAAGGAAGACCUGGUUGCAGCGAGGGUUAGCCGUUUCGGAAAACGAGCACCAACCAUUGCUCAGGAACAGUGGGGAGGUUGA
Messenger RNA from Ixodes scapularis (black-legged tick), 693 nucleotides. RefSeq lists its product as uncharacterized. NCBI's taxonomy places the organism in Eukaryota, Metazoa, Arthropoda, Arachnida, Ixodida, Ixodidae. The coding region runs from base 1 to 693 and encodes 230 amino acids. The transcript is spliced from 4 exons. The record is from RefSeq and is a predicted model, not a curated record.